Fraxinus pennsylvanica is the source of this 780-nucleotide messenger RNA. The record is from the annotation of a GenBank genome assembly. NCBI's taxonomy places the organism in Eukaryota, Viridiplantae, Streptophyta, Magnoliopsida, Lamiales, Oleaceae.
AUGAACCUCGCCGUCAAACCCACCACCAUUAAGUUUCUUUGCAGCUAUGGCGGCCGGAUUCUCCCCCGUUACCCCGAUGGAAAACUCCGUUACCAUGGUGGAGAAACCCGUGUUCUUUCCGUCGAACGAUCCAUUUCUUUUGCAGAGCUGCUGAUGAAGCUGGGAGAGAUGUGUGGAACAUCAGUUGUGAAUCUAAGAUGUCAAUUACCAACAGAAGAUUUAGAUGCUCUUGUAUCAAUCACUUCCGAUGAGGAUCUUGCCAAUCUAAUCGAAGAAUAUGAAAGAGUUGCACCGCCGGUGGCGGGGGCGGCGGCACCAUCUCUGAAGAUAAGAGCUUUUCUUUCAGCUCCGAAAACCACCAAAACAGUCUCACCACCACCCUCUACUACAUCGCCCGAAUCUUCUUAUUCAGUCGCUGCAACCUUCAUGCUACCUCCAAGGUACCCAAAAACAACUGGUGGCGGAGGCGGCGGCCGUUGCUUCCGUCACGUCCGCCGGCCACCGGUGUACGUGUACACACAACCUGCCGGAGAAAUCACCGGAGAAACUCCACACGAGAACACACAAGAUCAAAACCCUUUGCAAGUUGGGAUUUAUACCCAGAAAACAAAUACUUAUAUAAGCAGUAUAUAUUCAAGAAGGCUAAAAAUUUCCAGAAAAAAUGAAGAAAUUAAAAGGUAUAGAAAGAAGAAUUCAAGAUUUAUUUUUAUUUCAGGAAUUAAGAUUGAGGUCGAGGAGGAAAUUGAUCAUCGGCCAGCUGAGGAAUUGUUUGAUUUAUGA